AAGAAGUAGAGUUAGGUUGAGAAUCCUUUGGUUCGGUGGCUGAGCCAUGGCGGAUGUAGUUUUAUAGCGGCGGCGCGGUUGGAAUUGCGCCUUCGGCCUCCGGUUACUUGUAUUUGGUCUGGCCGCAUCCCCCGGACAUGUCUCCGACCUCUCUACCACUGGCAGUGGGCGUCGCCGCCGUUCUCCUGAGUUACUACUGUACGGUGGCGUCGGCAACUGGCGUGCAAGAUGAGAAAGCGGCCAAGGUGGAUCCAGCAGUGCGGAAAAUAACUUCUCCACAUCCUGUGGAUAAUGUUGUAAGUGAUGAAUCCAUUACCAAAACAAACCUGGGUUUCAUACAUGCCUUCAUUGCAUCUAUAUCAGUCAUUAUCGUCUCUGAGCUGGGCGACAAGACGUUCUUCAUAGCAGCAAUUAUGGCCAUGCGCUACAAUCGCCUGACUGUGCUUGCUGGGGCAAUGCUGGCUUUGGGAUUGAUGACCUGUUUGUCUGUUCUCUUUGGCUACGCUACUACAAUAAUACCCCGGAAGUAUACGUACUAUGUAUCAACUGCACUAUUUGCAAUAUUUGGCUUCCGAAUGCUUUGGGAAGGCUUGAAGAUGAGUCCUAAUGAAGGUCAAGAAGAACUGGAAGAAGUGCAAGCAGAAAUCAAGAAGAAAGAUGAGGAUCUUCAGCGAUCAAAAGUGGCAAAUGGUCCACAGGAUAUUGAAGCAGGCUCAACAACACAUCUACCACAAAAGAGGCGAUUGCAUUGUAUUUCUCCAGUUUUCAUUCAGGCAUUGACUCUUACAUUUCUGGCAGAGUGGGGAGAUCGGUCACAGUUAACUACCAUUGUAUUAGCUGCUCGGGAGGAUCCCUUUGGUGUUGCUGUAGGUGGGACACUAGGACACUGCCUUUGUACUGGAUUGGCAGUAAUUGGAGGAAGGAUGGUUGCUCAGAAAAUUUCAGUUAGAACUGUGACCAUCAUUGGUGGAAUAGUUUUCUUGGCAUUUGCACUCUCUGCCUUGUUCAUCAGUCCUGACAGCGGAUUUUAAUGGCAUGUUUUCGGAUUGUUGACCAAGAUUACCCAUUUCUGAUCUUGAUUACUAUUUUUGUAUAUGUACAAAGUAUCAACACACUGGAGAAGACUUGAUAUGGACCUGUACUUCCUGUACAGUUCACAUUUUAGCUACAGAAGGCAGACUUCUUGAGUUUUUUCCAAUUCGGACAACUUCUUUUUCCUGUAUAAGUAUGUCAGUAAGUGGAUGCCUUGCUGCUCACAGAACACAAAUAGUUAAUGAUGCAUUGGAAGUUUAACUUGGAAGAGGAUUCUUUUAAAUGAUUUUUCAUAAGGGGAAUCUGAACAUUAACAAUGUAGUAAAUGUUCCUACAAUCCUCGGUCUCUGAAAAAUAUUGCUGAGCUAUUCUUCUGUUUAAAACACUCCUUUUGUUUUCUUCUCUUGGACACCGUAUUUAUUCAUGUAAACAGUCAAUUGAAAAUGUCUUCUACCUCCCCCAUCAACCAAAGGGCCUCCAUUGCAUUACUUAAAGGGAUCAUUUUGUCAAGCAAUGCAAAACUCGGUACAAUAAGCUGACAUGGCUAGGAAUGCUUUGUCAAAUAAAUAGAUGAUAUUGAGAUUGUUUAAAUCAACAGAUGGCCCAGUUGGAAGAUUUCUGUUUCAUAAAUUGAAUACUUAGGUUGUUGAGAUGCUUUUUGAUAUGAUCAGCAUUUAAUUUGUAACUUCUAUGUUGAUCCUGUCAAUUGGUCCUGUUUCAUUUGUUAAUAUCUGAUGAGUACAAUUUUAUAAAUACUUUCCACUUCCACUAAGUUUUCAAUCAAAUAACAUAUAGAUAAUCAAUUAGCAUUUUCUAAAAGUUAAAAGCAGAGGGAUUUAUGAGGUCUGCAGGUACUGCUUACUUAAUCUGUCAAAUUAUAAGGAGAUCAGAAGGAAUUUUUUUAUAAAGAGUUCUGUGCUACAAUUUACUUUUGAUGUUCAUUCUAUAAAUGUAAGUGAAUACCACCUUCGUCCAACAUAGUUGUUUAAACUUCGUCUUUUAACUGUUAAGUUCAUAUUGACACAGUUUUUGCAAUGCAUUUAAGCCUGUCUUAUGUGUAGAUAGUGCAGACUGUUUGACAUGGAAUAGGAUCAACAAUCAAUUAGUUGCAUAACUACUUACUGCUUUUUUACAAUGUUCUGAAGGGGGAGCUUUCUCAAUGCUGAAACUCCAAAGCAGCAAGACAAGCCUUGAAAAAUGUGAAUAAGUAUAGCAGAAGCAUGAUUUAUUCCACUGCGGCAUUCCUUCUUGAGUUAAAUAAGCACUUUUAUUUUGUGAUUGCGAUGUGUGACAACUAUUUAAAUUAUCAUUUGAACAGCUAAAUUUAUCUUCAUCGUAUAAAAUUAUGUGAACAGUUAAGGAUAUCAUGCAGCCCACUAAAUGUAGUAGCAAACACCCACAACAUAUUGCAUGUGUACCCUAUCGAUUGUCUUGCUAUAAAGAUUCAAAAACUACUUCUACUCAACUUUUUACAGAAAUUUAAAUAGAGUACCCUUUGACAUGACUAUAACUGGAACUAAAAACUGGGAUCCUUGAAUCUCACUUGCCUGUGGCAAAUUAACAUGUCUUGGCAGGUAACUAAGACAAUUUUAUACUGUCAGGGGAAAUAUAAGAAUUGUGUAUGUCUAUAAUGUAUGAAAUCUUCAGAUUAGCAUAUUGAAGAGCAGUAGCAAGGAAAUGGGAAUUAAAGCAGAGUUUACCUUAGUGUGCUAAUAGAGAAAUCUUCCCUGUGUUUGUUAAAGCAUUUUUUGUAAAGUGUUGUUUUUGAUAUACUGCUACUCACCCCCUGUGGAGAAAUCAUGAUGGGGAUGGGGUAGCAUCAUUACUUGACAAUUUAUGCAAUGUCUCAGUGUGGGAAAUGAUUUUUAAUGAUUUUAACAUCAACAAGUUAAUCAGUUGCAUUAUGAUUGCUUGUCAGAGGAUCAAUACUACAGUAUUGUUGCUGAACAACCGCCUCAAUUUCCAUCCUAGGAGGAAGAAAUUUAUAAACUUACCCUUGAACUACAAUCACUGACUUUUAAUAUGGUACCCUUCUUAAUUUCAAAGGUCUUGAACCAGAACAGCAUUUUACUUGACUGUUCUGUGGAAAAACAACUAACUCUUUUGUUUCCAAAGCAUGAACUUAAUUGCUCUGCUAUACUGGUGCAACUAAUGCAGUUUUUCUGUUGGUAUAAAGUUCAGAUCUCAGCAGAUAUAUCACAAUGUAAGGUAUGACUUCGUUUGUACUGGGUAUCUCUUUCUCAUGAUUAAAGAUCUUGUCUUUUGAGUUAA
This is a messenger RNA of Hypanus sabinus (Atlantic stingray), 3303 nucleotides long. RefSeq names its product transmembrane protein 165 (gene tmem165). NCBI's taxonomy places the organism in Eukaryota, Metazoa, Chordata, Chondrichthyes, Myliobatiformes, Dasyatidae. Gene Ontology annotation, biological process: Golgi calcium ion homeostasis; Golgi calcium ion transport; calcium ion transmembrane transport. Bases 138 to 1031 code for a protein of 297 amino acids. Gene Ontology annotation, molecular function: calcium ion transmembrane transporter activity; manganese ion transmembrane transporter activity. The transcript is spliced from 6 exons. Gene Ontology annotation, cellular component: Golgi apparatus. The record is from RefSeq and is a predicted model, not a curated record.